This is a messenger RNA of Necator americanus (New World hookworm), 1371 nucleotides long. RefSeq lists its product as uncharacterized. Gene Ontology annotation, molecular function: UTP:glucose-1-phosphate uridylyltransferase activity. The transcript has 12 exons. Bases 1 to 1371 code for a protein of 456 amino acids. The record is from RefSeq and is a predicted model, not a curated record. Lineage: Eukaryota; Metazoa; Nematoda; Chromadorea; Rhabditida; Ancylostomatidae. Gene Ontology annotation, cellular component: cytoplasm. Gene Ontology annotation, biological process: UDP-alpha-D-glucose metabolic process; glycogen metabolic process.
AUGCAUAUCUCAGCGGAAAAGAAAGUGGAACUGCUAGAGAAAUUGGAUGAAUUUUUCAGCAGAACUGAUAAGGUAUCCGGGCCUGAAGCAAAUGUAUUUCGGCAGUUGUAUCGACAAUUUUUGGAAGAGAAACAUUAUAUCGAUUGGAACAGUUGGAAAUUUAUUGCAGAAGGUGUGCAGCGGAAUCAUGACGACCUAUCACCGUUUGAUGUCAAAAGAAAAGAUGUCCUUAAUCGUUUGGUUGUGGUGAAGCUGAAUGGAGGUCUCGGCACGACUAUGGGAUGCAAUAAACCUAAAUCUUUCAUCAAAAUCAAAGGGGAUCUUUCAUUUCUCGAUAUUGCAAGACAACAACAUGAGGUUUUCAACAAAACUCAUGAAAGCAAGGUCCCGUUGUUCCUUAUGAACUCGUUCUACACUGAUCAGCAGACAAAGAGCGAGCUGGGUCCCCACAGUGAUGUACGGACGUUUUGCCAGUCCAGGUGCCCACGGAUUUGGGCUGACUCAUUGCUGCCCGUUGAGGACACUGGCACGGAUCAAGAGUGGUAUCCUCCAGGACAUGGGAACAUAUUCCAAGCUUUAGGCGCCACUGGGGUUCUUGAUGAGUUGCUCAACCAGGGCCGAGACAUAAUGUUCGUGUCGAACAUCGAUAACACUGGUGCCGUGCUCGACCUAAAAAUCGCCCAAUUCGCCUGUGACGAAGGUGUGGACUACAUCAUGGAGUGCACGAAGAAGACGGAGAAUGAUAUCAAGGGCGGCACAUUGAUCGACAUUGCUGGACAACUAAUGCAUUUGGAGAUCCCACAAGUCCCACCAGAACAUCUGGAUGAAUUCUGUUCAACCCGAACGUUUAAAAUAUUCAAUACAAAUAACAUCUGGGUGAAUUUGCGAUCUGUCAAAGAGCACCUCCACAGAAUUUCCAGCGAGAUCAUUGUAAAUAAGAAGUUACUGCAUGGCCGAGGAGUGCUCCAGUUGGAAACUUCGAUUGGUGGAUGCAUUCGUAAUUUUCCACGAGCCUACUGUGUACAUGUUGGCCGCAACAGAUUCCUACCCGUGAAGAAAACAGACGACCUGUUGUUGGUUUCCUCAAAUCUUUAUUCUCUGAGUGAUGAACGUUCAUUAGUGCUAAAUCGAAAUCGCCCACCACCAACUGUGGAGUUGGGAGAGUUUUUCCAAUCUGUUGACGACUUCCGCAGUCGAUUCGAGGACUAUCCGGAAAUCCUUGAGCUCGAUUCCUUGAAAAUUAAAGGAGAUGUACGGUUUGAGAAGGGUGUAGUUCUGAAGGGAGAUGUUCAAAUUCUGAACGAAAGCGGAAAACAGCAAACGAUUAUAUCAGGAACUUGCAUAAAUAACGACCAAAUUAUAUUUAAAUAA